GCAGGCUUAAGAGGGAUAAGGCUUCACUAGAACUAACUAGAAUGGACAGUUACUUUAAAGCAGCGGUUUGUGAUUUGGACAAACUACUUGAUGAAUUUGAGAAGAAUACAGAUGAAUAUGACUGCUAUAGGACACUUCAAAAUCCAUGCGACCCAAAAAAACAGUCACUAUUUUCAGUUUUGGAACAACAUGCAUUUCCAACACCAAAGCUACAAGACGAUGCUAAUACUUGUACAGGGGAAGAAGUUUCUCUAGGCAGCUGUGUUGGAACAAGUGAAGUGGCUCCGAAUUACUCACUGCAAAAUGAGAGGAAUGUUGCUGGGCUUGAUCUUUUGUCCACUGUGGAUGGUGGUUCCUCAAAUGAAGCCCAAGCUUCUAGCCUGCGGAGGUGCAGUGUACCUGUGUGUGAUCUUGUUAAUGACACAGGUAACUUAAUCCAUUCAGUGGGUGCUCAUGAAGAUGCUCAGAAGUUGCAGCCAGCUGACUCGCAGUAUAGUGAAGACUGUUUGCUUGACUUUGCCAUGCCUCCCAUAUUGGCUCCUGUUCAGGGAUCAUUCAGCUGCAGUGAUGUUUUGUGUACACAACAAAGUGAUGGGGAGUCAAUCUUGCAAAAUUCAGGACUACUUAAAACCGAAGAGUUGAAUCAUGUUACUUUUAAAUCAGGCAGUUAUGCUAAAGAAAAGAUUUUGGAUCCCUAUGAUGAUAAAUGCACGACAGACUCUUUAAAGGCUAAUGAGACUUUUGAUCAGGUUGAACAAAAUGCUUGCCUUAAUACUGUAUGUGCCCGUGACACAUCACAGAAUUCAGAUGUGCACAGUCCCAAAGAUGAGACAACUUAUGAAAAAUUGCCGUGUGAGCCACAAGAUGACAGUGCGCGCUCUUUAGUGAACAAAGAGAUGCAUGGAAGAAAUACUGUGGAAAACAUGGGCUUAAAAGACGAGAGUAAUGUUGAAACCCUGCCUUCAGAUCUGCCAAAGAGUCCUCAUUUGCACAAAAAGAGUGCAGCAUUACCCAGAAGUUGUGUUUUAUCAGGUUCCUCAUUUCAAAUAGAGAAUAAAAUAGAAAUAGAAGAGGAAAAUGCGGAAGAAAAUGUAGGCAGUGAAAAAGCUGGUGGCAAAGAAAUACUAAACAGAGUUUCAACUUCAUGUAUUUCAGUUGAGGAUGUUCAGGCUUCACUGUCAUGUCUUCCACUUCCUGUAUCUAUAUGUGGUUCAUUAACUGUAAAAGAAGAAAAAAUGAAUCCUCUACCUCAGAAUGAAGUGACAGAGGUUAUUAGUGAUAUUUUAACUGUUCGUGCUGGAAAGUCUAAAACAGACCCACUUGAUAAGGAGUCCCACAAAAAGACUGACUUGCAUGAACAUGACAGAUAUCUACCUAAAAUCAGCCAAAGCUUUGUAGAAAAAGAUGUUGGCGAAGAGAGGCAUGAUACCGAGAAUAGAAUCGAUUAUGGUGAUUCUCAGCAAUUUGAAACGCUUGGUUCUGCUUUUCCCAUUUUAGAAUAUGAAACUGAGCCAUAUGGUGCAGAGUUUUACUAUGGUGAAAGUAUUAGUCCAGAUUUAGAUGAAUUUACUGUUGAGGAUAAUAUUAUUAAAAGUGAUACUCUAAUAAGUGAUGCAGAGCUUGAUGAUUUCUUGUAUGGACAAAGUCUCCAGCCAGUGCAACAAUCUUUAGAGGGUGAUAGUAAUUUACUGGAACCUGAUGCAAAUGAAGCAAACUUAACAAAUGCGAAAAAAAUGGAUUUCACAGAGGCCAGUGAAGAAGGUACAUCUGGCAUUACUGUUAAAUCAUCUGUUACUGACUAUAAAUUGGAAUCUGCGAUGGAAGAGUGUCAGUCUUGUGUUCAGGAUGCAACUGAAAGUGACAGUGAAGUUUCUGUUUCUGCUGUUCAUACUGAAGGAGCAAGACCAAAACAGUUGCUUGACCUUUCCCAAAGAGUAAAUGUACCUGAGGGAGAAAAUCAGGAAGCCACUUCGGUAACACCAAAAGCUCCCAACUCAGGCACCAGUGUUAGUUUCGAACCUGCUCACUCUGGGGAAGGCAGCUGUGAAGAUGGAGGAAGUAAAACAGCUGUAAAAGGAGAAUCACUUAAGAAACCUCUUCUUUUGGGACAGAAACAGCCAUCGUGGGUUCCUGAUUCAGAGGCACCCAACUGCAUGAACUGUCAAGUCAAGUUCACAUUUACGAAACGACGACAUCAUUGUCGUGCAUGUGGAAAAGUUUUCUGUGGCAACUGUUGCAACCGAAAGUGCAAACUACAAUACAUGGAGAAGGAAGCAAGAGUCUGUAUUGGCUGUUAUGACUCUAUUAUUAAAGCACAGGCAUUUGAAAGGAUGAUGAGUCCAACUGGUCCUAUCCCUAUUUCCACUGUCUCCUCUGAAUGUUCUUCUGCUGUUCCACCUUCACAGGAGGCACAGGCAACUGAUAGUUCCAGCUCUCCUUCAUCAUCUAUGUUGUUGCCUAUCUCUGUGCUUAAACAACCAGGUAUCGAAGGGCUGUGCCCCAAAGAACAGAGGAGAGUGUGGUUUGCCGAUGGUAUUUUGCCAAAUGGUGAAGUGGCAGAUACAACAAAACUUUCGUCUGGAGCAAAGAGGUCAUCACAGGACCUAAGUCCAGUAAACCCUGACUUGCCAGAGAUGCCUAUGGUUGUAAAUCCAGAAGAGAAUGACACGUUAAGUGGUGUAAAUCCAAAACCAAAGGAAGUAAUGGAUGUUACUGCAAGAACUGAAGAACUGCGUUGUGAAUCUUCUGUUCCUUCACAUGAUAGGCAACAGGCCAUUCCUAGGCAAGCUGAGCUGGUGCCUGCUUACAAAACAGUAACUCCAGAAACGGAGGGGUUUUCUACUGCUGCAGAAACUGAAAAGUCUAGUCCCAGCUCGGCUGAUGGGACUAAAAAUGAUUUGCCUGUUAGUCCUUCAAGUUACAGAGCACUAUGUGGUCUUGAAAAGUGUGUUAGUAAGGAAGUCAGCCUUGUUCCUGAUGGUGAUAAACUGCCACCACUUUUGCUUGCAGCAGGAGAAAAAGGAAAAGAUCCUCUAGUGGAAGAACAUCCAUCUUGCCAACAGGUCACCUCGCUUCUUGCAGAAGGAGAUCCUAAUCCAUUAACCUUCAUCCUAAAUGCAAACUUCCUUGUGAAUGUCAAGUUAAUAUCUUAUUCUUCAGAAAAGUGCUGGUACUUCUCAACAAAUGGACUACAUGGCAUGGGUCAGGCAGAAAUUAUCAUUCUAUUGCAGUGUUUACCAGAUGAAGAGAAUUUCCCUAAUGAAAUACUCAAAUUAUUUAUUGAGAUCUAUAAGGAUGUGAUGAAAGGAAGGUUAAUAAGAAAUAUGGAUAACUUCACUUUUAACGAGAACUGUCUUGGUAAUAAAGAUCACGGAGGCUUCCUGUUUGUUUCACCAACUUUCCAGAAUUUCGAUGACUUGCCUUUGCCAGAUAACCCUUUUCUGUAUGGCAUUCUCAUCCAUAAGUUGGAAAUACCCUGGGCAAAAGUUUUUCCAAUCCGUUUAAUGUUGAGAUUGGGAGCAGAGUGUGGGGUGUAUCCAACGCCUGUAGUAAGUGUCAGAGACCGCAAGCCACUCUUUGGAGAGAUAGGACACACAAUUAUGAAUCUGCUUGUUGAUCUUAGGAAUUAUCAAUAUACUUUGCAUACCAUAGACAACCUAUUUGUUCAUGUGGAAAUGGGUAGAAGCUGUAUUAAAAUACCUCGAAGCAGAUAUAAUGAGAUGAUGAAGGUGAUAAAUUCUUCAAAUGAGCAUGUAAUUAGCAUUGGAGCCAGUUUUAAUAGUGAAGCAGAUUCUCACUUGGUGUGUGUGCAGAGUAAAGAUGGUGUCUAUAACACACAAGCAAACAGCGCAACUGGGCACCCUAGGAAAGUCACAGGUGCAAGUUUUGUGGUGUUUAAUGGAGCCUUGAAAACAUCUUCAGGAUUUCUAGCUAAAUCCAGUAUAGUUGAAGAUGGACUAAUGGUACAAAUAACACCAGAAACAAUGGAAAGCUUGCGUCAGGCAUUGAGAGACCAGAAAGACUUUAGAAUAACUUGUGGCAAAAUGGAUGCAGGAGACCUAAAAGAAUAUGUAGAUAUUUGCUGGGUAGAAAAUGAAGAAAAAACAAACAAAGGAAUUGUAAGCCCGAUAGAUGGAAAAUCAAUGGAAGGAACUCAAAGUGAAAAAGUACUACAAGGUGGAGACUUUGAAACAGAAGGCAGAAUUAUGAAGUGUACUGAAGUGUACUAUUUUCAAAAGGAUCUUGAACUAUCCAGUCCUAUUCCUCACCAGUUUGCUAAAGAGAUUGCUAUUGCUUGCAGUACUGCUCUUCGCCCACAUCUUAAAACCUUGAAAGAUAAUGGAAUGAACAAAAUAGGCCUUAGAGUUUCCAUUGACUCAGAUAUGGUCGAGUACUUGGCAGGUUCUGGUGGUCAACUUCUUCCACAGAACUAUCUGAAUGAGUUGGACAGUGCUCUGAUUCCUGUGAUCCAUGGUGGGAUGUCAGAUCCUACAUCUUUGCCAUUGGAAAUGGAGUUAAUAUUUUUUCUUAUAGAACAUCUGUUUUGAUGAGGAUGAUGUAUAUUGCAUACAAUAUACUGAUUUGCUAGAUCUAAACACCAAAGUUGUAAUGCUAAAAACACUAAAAAUAUCUAUGUCACUAAAACUAGUUUUGUUUUAAUGGACUUUAA
This is a messenger RNA of Tinamus guttatus (white-throated tinamou), 4669 nucleotides long. RefSeq names its product zinc finger FYVE-type containing 16 (gene ZFYVE16). Lineage: Eukaryota; Metazoa; Chordata; Aves; Tinamiformes; Tinamidae. Gene Ontology annotation, cellular component: early endosome membrane. Gene Ontology annotation, molecular function: metal ion binding. The record is from RefSeq and is a predicted model, not a curated record. Gene Ontology annotation, biological process: endosomal transport; protein targeting to lysosome.